GGAGCGAGGAUCUUGACCUUGAAAGUGGUUUCGAGACGUUCUGCGCGCGAUUCGCACGAUAGAACCAGACAGUGUUAAUUCGCCGAAGCAUCGGCGUUGUGAUCAAACGGAUGUUACCAGUUAGAUCGAGAAAGUAAAAUCAGAGAGAGAGACAACAUUUUUCUCGACACAAGACCCCCCACGAACCGAGCGAACGAGUUGUACGAUAAGAACCGCCUGCCUGAGCUCCGGUGCCGCUUGUUUCUGUACGUUUUUCCAUCAGUCUGCUUCGCGCCGUCCGUCCGGUUUGACAACAAGCUGCAAUAUGACCGAUCAAAGUACCAAAACCGUGAUCAAUUUCGGCGCUGGACCGGGAAAACUGCCAGAAGAGGUUCUGCGACACGUGCAAGAGGAAUUGCUCUCGUUCGGAAACACGAAGAUCAGUAUUCUCGAGUUAAGUCAUCGGUCAAAUGACUUCAAAAACGUCAUCGAGAACGCACAGGCCACUCUGCGCAAUAUUCUAAACGUUCCCGACAAUUACAAGAUCCUGUUUAUGCAAGGAGGCGGCACCGGGAUUUUCGCUGCUGUUCCUCUGAACAUCAUGAACACCGGCACCGCAGAUUAUCUCGUAACCGGUGCGUGGUCGGCGAAAGCAGCGAAAGAAGCAGAAAAAUACGGAAAAGUGAAUUUGGUCUUACCGAAAACGACCAAGUACACAGAAAUUCCGAAUCCGUCCACUUGGAACUUGGAUCCGAACGCGUCGUAUGUUUAUUACUGCGCCAAUGAGACUAUACAUGGAAUUGAGUUUGACUUCAUUCCGGAGACAAACGGCGUGCCGCUUGUCGCUGACAUGUCGUCCAACAUACUCACGAAACCUUUCGACGUGUCUAAAUUCGCGAUAAUUUACGCGGGUGCCCAGAAGAACAUCGGCCCGGCUGGCGUUACACUGGUGAUCGUUCGAGACGAUUUGCUCGGUCGCGCGAUGGACGUGUGCCCGACGAUACUGAAUUUUACCGUGAUGGCGAAGGACAAUUCUGUGCACAACACUCCGCCCAUGUUUCAAAUAUGGGUUGUCGGGUUGGUGUUCAAAUGGAUCGAACGAAACGGCGGGGUCGAAGGUAUGCAGGAUUUGGCAAGGAAAAAAAGCGCGAUGAUAUACGAUAUAAUCGAUAACUCGGACAGUUUUUACACGUGCCCCAUCAAAGUAGACGCGCGCAGCAAGAUGAACGUUCCGUUCAAGAUACAAAACGGCGACGAAGAGCUCGAGAAGAAGUUUCUUUCCGGCGCCGAAGCUCGCGGUAUGAAGCAACUGAAGGGCCAUAGAUCAGUAGGCGGGAUUCGCGCGUCUCUGUACAACGCGGUCACGAUACGAGAAGUGGAAGCACUGGCCGCUUACAUGAAGUGGUUUUACAAAGAAAAUACUGGAAAACUCUAGAACAUCUGAUGAUUUACUCAACACGAGUAAAAAACACACGUGUAUAUUAUGUGUAGAUUUUAUACAAUAAUUUUUUGCAGCAGUUUUUCAUAGAACAGCAA
Messenger RNA from Pseudomyrmex gracilis, 1515 nucleotides. Its product is annotated as probable phosphoserine aminotransferase. Gene Ontology annotation, cellular component: cytoplasm. The transcript has 8 exons. Lineage: Eukaryota; Metazoa; Arthropoda; Insecta; Hymenoptera; Formicidae. Gene Ontology annotation, molecular function: O-phospho-L-serine:2-oxoglutarate transaminase activity; pyridoxal phosphate binding. Gene Ontology annotation, biological process: L-serine biosynthetic process. Bases 305 to 1414 code for a protein of 369 amino acids. The record is from RefSeq and is a predicted model, not a curated record.